AUGAAAGAUUUUGGUAAAAUGAUACAAGAUCAAAAACCCAACAACGGAAAUGACGUUAAAUGUGCGGAAAUAAAAACUUUACCGACAGGUACGAACGGUUACAUUGACAGACCGAAAGUGUUUAAAAUCGGUGAAUACAACAGAGCGACGGCGAGUUUCGAAAUGAAUAAUAAUAAUAAUGAUAAUUGUAAGGAUGAAUUAAAAAAACCGGAUACCAAAGGAAAAUUUGAUGUCACAUCCGACAGCGGACAUUGUAAUUAUUUUAAAAGUUCUUUUGCGAGAUCGAUGGUUGUGAAUAAUAAUAAGAACAACAGCAACAACAACAACAACGCGGGCAAAUGCAAAUCAAUGGAUUUUCCUUUACAAAAAAGAAACGGUUACGAAAAUAAAAAAAAUGACGUAAGAAGAAGAAGAAUGUACGGGACGACAGAAGAAGAUGAAGACAGAGAAGAAGAUGAUAGAAAUUUAAAACAAUCAAACGGAUAUUCGGAUGGCCUUUGGUCAAUGCCUGGAAAAGAAUUUUGCCAACCUGGACGAUGCUACGUCAUGCUAAUGCCAAAAAUUUUCCUUUUUUUUCCUUUGUGGCCUAUUCUCGAAUUAUAUUUAAAUCAGGUGAAUCGUUUUCGAUAA
This is a messenger RNA of Pediculus humanus corporis (human body louse), 630 nucleotides long. RefSeq lists its product as uncharacterized. Bases 1 to 630 code for a protein of 209 amino acids. NCBI's taxonomy places the organism in Eukaryota, Metazoa, Arthropoda, Insecta, Psocodea, Pediculidae. The transcript has 2 exons. The record is from RefSeq and is a predicted model, not a curated record.